This is a messenger RNA of Athene cunicularia (burrowing owl), 1278 nucleotides long. It is a transcript of the gene NXN, whose product is annotated as nucleoredoxin. The record is from RefSeq and is a predicted model, not a curated record. The transcript has 6 exons. NCBI's taxonomy places the organism in Eukaryota, Metazoa, Chordata, Aves, Strigiformes, Strigidae. Gene Ontology annotation, molecular function: thioredoxin-disulfide reductase (NADPH) activity. Bases 16 to 1278 code for a protein of 420 amino acids.
UUGCCCUCAAAUUAAAUGCUCAGCUCACAGUCGGUUGGACAUCUGAGCCCGGGAGACUGCAAAGAGCAGCGCUGCCAGCACUGGCUGAAGCUGUGGAACAAGUACAGAGUCUCCAACAUUCCUUCCCUGAUAUUUAUCGAUGCCUCCAGCGGGAAGGUGGUUUGCAGGAACGGCCUCCUGGUAAUCAGAGAUGACCCAGAAGGUCUGGAGUUCCCCUGGGGGCCAAAACCCUUCAGUGAAGUUGUUGCAGGGCCUCUGCUAAGGAACAACGGCCAGACACUAGACAGCAGCGCCCUGGAGGGCUCACACGUUGGGGUCUAUUUCUCCGCACACUGGUGCCCACCGUGCCGAAGCCUCACGAGGGUCCUGGUGGAGUCCUACCGAAAAAUCAAGGAGGCAGGCCAGAAGUUUGAGAUACUCUUUGUUAGUGCAGACAGGUCAGAGGACUCCUUCAAGCAGUAUUUCAGCGAGAUGCCCUGGGUAGCUGUGCCAUACGCCGACGAGGCCAGACGGUCGCGCCUGAAUCGGCUCUACGGCAUACAAGGCAUCCCGACUCUCAUCGUCCUGGACUCCAAGGGAGACGUGAUCACACGGCAGGGGCGGGUGGAGGUGCUGAAUGACAUCGAAUGCCGCGAGUUCCCCUGGCACCCCAAGCCCGUGCUGGAGCUGACAGACUCCAACGCCGUGCAGCUGAACGAGGGCCCCUGCCUCGUCCUCUUUGUGGGUACGGAGCGUCACUGCUCUGAGAGCAGAGCCUGGGAAGGGAGACGGGCCACUGCCAGCUUGGCUAGAGCUGGCCACAGGGCUGAGAACCUGCCUCUGGUGGCGAUGGUGUCUGUGGGAAGGGAUGUCAGCCCGUUUCCAUCGCCAAGAGCUACGUCCUCACAUGUCCACAAGGGAGGGAAAGAGAGAGCUCCCUGUGGAGUCCCCUCGAGGGGUGCAAGGGGCCGGACAGACCCGGAGCCAUGUCUGUACCAGGGGAGCGGGCUGCUGUGGCUCGCGGGGCUCUGCCGGAGCCUGCCCGUGCCCACGGCUCUGCCACAGCUCCUGCUCAGCCACCCGAGGGAUGCGGCGGAGCAGCGAGUUGCAGCGGAGAGAAGCUGUCCUAUCAAAGCUGCUUUAGUGGCAGCGGUGGAGGGGAAUGCUGACAGGGUGUUGGGGAGUACGAGAAAUACACUGUCACAGCCAGUGGUGGUGGUGGAGACGGGAAAAGCUGCUCCGGAGCAGGGACCUCGGGCACACGUGACGCGCCAGAAGAGGCUGAGGGAGCGUCUCUGA